This is a messenger RNA of Dichomitus squalens LYAD-421 SS1, 1813 nucleotides long. RefSeq lists its product as uncharacterized. NCBI's taxonomy places the organism in Eukaryota, Fungi, Basidiomycota, Agaricomycetes, Polyporales, Polyporaceae. The transcript has 6 exons. The record is from RefSeq and is a predicted model, not a curated record. The coding region runs from base 698 to 1606 and encodes 302 amino acids.
GUCCUUCUCGUCCUCGCACUAAGCCCGCAGCGUCGUGCUUUCUGACCCAAACGACGACGCGUAAGCGGCUCACCUCGGGAGCAUAUGAACCGAUACCUUCCCCGCGUUCGGCCAACCUAACUUCGUGCUGCAGCAGGUGUAACGUAUUUAUGCCCAUUGCCCCCCGCGUGCGGGCUGGCAUCGCAUGUGGUCCUCUCCCAGGUGGGUGGGCGAGGUCGUGUUCCCCAUGACGCGCUCUGGAACGACCCGCGGAGCAGAUUCCCAAAUAACCCUCUUCUGGCUAGCCAACACGAUCACUUCAUGGUUUCCAUGCGGCAUCGAGCGCCCUCUGGCCGAAGGCCUUGGGAGGAAUGCGUCCCAUGCCAGGGGCCGGGACGGACAAAGCACCACCGACGAAAGCUCAUCUCCGGACGUGUUACACGGUGUUUUUUCUCGUUGCAUUCGUCCCACUGGCGCUCAGGGAAGCUUCCCAGCCGUAGCCGUAUAUACUGUGUGGAGGAACGUCUUGGAAUGCGAUGUCGUCACAUUUACUUCCUUGGGUGGACCCUUGUGCUCAACGAGCAUCGGAGGGCUGAGCUGUUGGAUCCACUCCAUCUUAGUUAAAUAGCCGGGCUUGGCGGUAGCUGCGUUUUCUCUGAGCUCCCCUCCCCGCCUCUCAGCUCCCCACCUCUGACGACUCGCCUACCGCUCGCCGCCAAUGUCUCCACUGUCACUGCCGAAUAACAUGGGUCCUCAACGCCGCAACGUUCGACGCAAGCCCGUCCCGAGGCUCUCCCCUGAUACAACCACCGCCCCUUCUCUACCAGCGCGAGGGAUCCAAAGGCUUUCGCUCACCAUCAAUAUUAAUAAGGAGGUCCCGCCGCUCCCCGUUGAGUGGUCUGAUACAAUGGAGCAUGCGUCUACGCACGACAAACGGCAUGCAGUGUAUCUGCGUAACUCGCUCCCGCCCGAGCUACCACCGAAGGACGACGAAUCGGUUGCUGGCAGCCGACCGGAAUCGCCUAACUCGACGCUGGUGGAGGAGCUGGAGGUCCAGGAAGGCUCCACUCCCGUCCUAUCGCCACAGUCAGAGUCCUUGCCGGUACAGAGUGUCGAGUGCACUCUCCCGCAACCGACGCCGGACGUCCGCAGACGAGCGAGCCAAAAAUCACUGCCGAAGAUCUAUCGACCGCCCACUCCGCCAAUCCCGGCACAGUACCCAAAACUGCGAUCUGGUGGUCAUUCCAGGGCGAGCUCGCAGGAUAGCCAAACACAUAUUAUCUACAACGGACAUGUGUCCGCAGAGCAGCGGGAUUCCGCACCGCCCUCGUCCACGCUUACUAGCUGGCCUGGCAGGCUAGGAACCGACGUCUCAGUAACCGCUCACUCUCUUGAGUCACGUAGUAACGUCCUUUCUUUCGCUGGCAGCAAAGACUUGCCCCCACGGCGUGGCGGAACAUCCCCUCAUGUCCGUCGCCAGAGCGCAGGCUCGAUGUCGACAGGCAACAGGUCGUCAACGGGGAGGUCUCAAUUUACUUGUCAUAGCAUGUGCUCCGGCAUGUGGUACGCCCUGAAAAGGUUGGGCCUUCAUCUUCGGGUAAAGGUGGGCCACAACACCAAAUAUUAAAUGUUCGUGUCACGCUUCCCUUCCUGGUCCUGGGUUUUCGGUGCUGUCGACUGCUAUCGUUAUUUUUGUCGUUACGAGAUUAUGCUUUGACUUUUGACAUGAUCCAUGCACAUGAACAUGUAACCUAGGCCUAGUUGUAUUACCUACCAUGGUGUUUUCUCUGUGCUCCCACUGUACUUACAUGAGCGUUGACACAAAAUGUAUUGC